AUAUAUACAUGGUUUUAAACUAGUUGGAGGACACGAAUGUUUGGCAUCAAAAGCAAAAGGGAAUCAUCGAUGAAGGAAACAAUAAGGUAUUUGGCAGGCAUUGCAGGGCCUAGUGGUUUUGGCUCAAAUUCAACUGCAGAACAAGUCACUCAACAUUGCUCUUUAUUCAUCCCUUCAAAUCUAACUGCUCUCAUCACUGGUGCUACUUCUGGUAUUGGAGCUGAAACGGCUAGGGUGUUGGCAAAAAGAGGAGUAAGAGUUGUGGUUGGUGCCAGAGACAUGAAAAAGGCUAUGAAAGUGAAAGAAAAAAUCCAAGAGGAGAGUCCUUAUGCUGAGGUUAUUCUAUUGGAGAUUGAUCUUAGCUCUCUUGCUUCUGUACAAAGAUUUUGUUCAGAGUUUUUAGCUUUAGAAUUGCCCCUUAAUAUUCUCAUAAACAAUGCAGGAGUGUACUCUCAUAACCUGGAAUUCUCCGAAGAGAAAAUUGAAUUGACAUUUGCUACAAAUUACUUAGGACAUUUUUUGUUAACAAAAAUGCUACUGGAGAAAAUGAUAGAUACUGCAAAUAAAAUAGGCAUUCAAGGAAGAAUAAUAAAUAUUUCUUCAGUAAUUCAUAGCUGGGUGAAAAGAAGUUGCUUUUGUUUUAAAGACAUGCUCACUGGAAAAAAUUACAAUGGGACACGUGCAUAUGCUCAAUCCAAAUUAGCCAUGAUUCUGCAUGUGAAGGAAAUGGCUAGACAACUAAAGGCAAGGAAUGCAAGAGUAACUAUCAAUGCAGUGCAUCCAGGCAUUGUGAAGACAGGAAUUAUUAGAGCACAUAAGGGCUUAAUAACGGAUUCCUUGUUUUUUAUUGCAUCAAAGCUGCUCAAAACGACAUCACAGGGUGCAUCAACGACUUGUUAUGUUGCUCUAAGCCAAAAAACCGAAGGGGUGAGUGGGAAAUUCUUUACUGACUGUAACGAGAGUAGCUGCUCAAGACUUGCAAACGACGAAUCAGAAGCAAAAAAGCUAUGGAACAAUACAAAUAAUUUGCUUCAUAAACGACUAAGACAAGCAGCAAUUGGAAGUUCUUCUUCCCUCUACUCUUGACCUUGUAUCUAGACAGACACCGUGCAUGUGUGUGUAUAUAUUAAUUUAAAAUUGAAAAAUUAAAACUACAUUAUAAUCAAGGGGAAGAGGCUUUAGAGUAAAUAAUACCUUAAUUUCUU
This is a messenger RNA of Medicago truncatula (barrel medic), 1205 nucleotides long. RefSeq names its product short-chain dehydrogenase TIC 32 B, chloroplastic. Bases 37 to 1086 code for a protein of 349 amino acids. The transcript is spliced from 8 exons. NCBI's taxonomy places the organism in Eukaryota, Viridiplantae, Streptophyta, Magnoliopsida, Fabales, Fabaceae. The record is from RefSeq and is a predicted model, not a curated record.